AGGGUUCCGAGGUCUCGUCGUAGAGAUUGACUGGGCGGAGCGGUCGGCGCACGGAGAGGCUGGGUCGGCCUCGGCGGCUUUAGCUGAGCGGCGGCCGGACUUUCCUGGGAGCGUCUUCACUCAAGAGUUUGCUGACAGCCAAGCCAAGGAUGGCAAGUAAGGGGCCCUCAGCCUCUGCGUCCCCUGAGAACUCCAGUGCGGGGGGACCCAGCGGCAGCAGCAAUGGUGCUGGCGAAAGCGGAGGGCAGGACAGCACCUUCGAGUGCAACAUCUGCCUGGACACAGCCAAGGAUGCCGUCAUCAGCCUAUGCGGCCACCUCUUCUGUUGGCCGUGUUUACAUCAGUGGUUGGAGACCAGACCUAACAGACAGGUGUGUCCAGUUUGCAAAGCUGGGAUCAGCCGAGACAAGGUCAUCCCCCUCUACGGCCGGGGCAGCACUGGGCAGCAGGACCCCAGAGAGAAGACCCCGCCCCGUCCUCAAGGCCAGAGGCCAGAGCCAGAAAACAGAGGGGGAUUUCAAGGAUUUGGAUUUGGAGAUGGUGGCUUCCAGAUGUCUUUUGGAAUUGGGGCGUUUCCCUUUGGGAUAUUUGCCACGGCAUUUAACAUAAAUGAUGGGCGGCCUCCUCCAGCUGUCCCCGGAACGCCCCAGUACGUGGAUGAGCAGUUCCUGUCACGCCUCUUCCUGUUUGUGGCCCUGGUGAUCAUGUUCUGGCUCCUAAUUGCCUAAUGCUGGGCUCCUGGCCUACAUCCAUGGCAGGGCCUCUGGACUGGUGCCACACCACCCCCACUCUUCAUGUUUGGCUUCCUGGAUAAUCCCGAGCCCUGGAAUCAGUGGGGUCCGUAACACAUCAAGGAAUCUUCUCCAUCAGAGCUUUAGGACUCAAGACUGUUGUCGAGAACCCUGGAGUGUGGCCACUGCCAUAAACCCUCAGGCCUUGGCACUGAAUCGUCUCUCCUGGGUUACAACAUGAAAUCCUAUUCCAGCCAGCUCAGUAGCUCCUGACUCUGCACCAGGAAGAGGCAGAAGAGAGAAACUGUCGGUGCAACUUCACCUGCGUUUAAUGUUAUAAGAACAAAGGGAUGAACCAAAUGUUGAUUGUGGAAACUUCCUCUCAUCUCAUUAAAUACCCUUGGUAAGUGGCCUCUGAGGUCAGUGGGGGUCCUCAUACAGAGAGGUUCCCCUGCCAGAUCUCAGUGCUGCUCUGCCCUAUUCCCUCCUUCCUCUCCCUCCUCGGCAGAGGUGCCAGAAACUGCUGUCCUAUAAAGAUCCUAAUUGCAGCAGCUGAAGCUGGAGGCGCAUCAUGAACUCACCAGAGACCCAAAGAUCUUUUAUUGGCUCUGGCCAUCCUCAGCGUCUUUGGCCCGAGAGCGGCUUGAAUGACCUCCUUGUUUUUGGCAUAGAUCAUCCUGGGAGAUGUGUCUCCACUCACAGAUUUCUCAUCACCUUUCCCCCCAAAACCACACACAUGUUCCUCUCUGCCAGAGGGCACAGCCUCCACUGCUGCUGUGCAUGAGGAAAGACCUGCAGUUGGGGCUGCAGAGGGGUUCAGAGCUCCGAUGCAGGAACAGCCGCACAGCAGCCCUGUCCCCAAGGCCGCAGAAGCUCUGUGUAUAUCUCCUCGCAGACCUGCCCAAAGGAAACGGGGGUUUGUCAAGUCAGCCCCGCUGCAUGUUGAAGACCAUCCGCCAAAUUGUCCUUAAUGAAGAGGCCGCAAAGGGGGAAGCCCCUGAUUUGAUCCGGAUUGUGGACACCUCCUUGGACAUGUGCUAAAUCCCGGGAAGCCUGUUCCUCCAGAGCAGGCAACCCGGUGAUUGUUCAAGUCGGGCAGGGGCCUGGGAGCCUCAGCACGGUGACACAUGGGGUGGCCUUUCUGUGGGAAUCAUGCUGCCCAAGCCCUUGAUUUGUGUUUCAACUUCACAAGCUUCUUUCUCCGAAUCUGAUGGAGGGAGUGUGGUCCAGGCAAGAAGACGGUUCACUUGGUGGAAUAGUCUGUCAGGCCUCUUCCUAGAAAUCCAGUCUAUUCCAGAGACCCCAGGCUGGGAGGAGAUGGCCUUCCUGGGGGCCUCUGUCUCAUCACCGGGCCACAGUGCUCCUGGCUUACCUCCAGCAAUAGCCAACAAAGGGUAGAAAGCCCCACCUAAUGGUUUGUUUUUCUUUCCCAGAUACGGCUCUGCAUAGCAUAUGGAAUCCAGGACCUUAUCCAAGAUGGGAAGCCCUCCUUCCCUCUGCAUAGCCCCCAUCCCUUUCUCCUUGUAACCUGUCAAUGCCAGAGUUCAGUGUUAAAAGACAAAAUAUAAGUAUUGAAUAAGUGGUUCAUUUGCUGAAUCCAUUUGAUAAGAAUAAGCCACCAGCUUUACAGUGUGCCUCAUGGAUUUUAAAUACCUUGGGGGCACCCGCUCAAUCGUGCUCUUUUUAUCACCUAGAAAUCCCCAAAGUGGAAGGUGCCCCUGGAGUAUCUCAGCUGGAGAAGGCCGGUGGGGUCCCUCAGUGCAGUGCCUCCACCUAGUGGUGGGGGAGAGCACGUCAAUCUAUUGGGCCCAACAGAAAAUGGGUUUCCAGAAGAAAGGUUAAAGAAGGGAUGUGGGUAGGAAGAUGAAUCACUUGGACUCUUUAAUGAAAUGGAGCGAGUCAGGAAAGCUCUACCAGCAAAGGUAUAAUCACUUGGACUCUUAAAGGAAGUGAGCCCAGAUGAGCUCUACCAGCAAAGGUAUCCCAGGAGCCUGUUAGCAAAGCCAGGCUGGCCACCUGCCCUUUGAUUUUUCAUCUUAUAGGUCCCCACUCAUGCUCUGCCAGGGGCUGGGGCAGGAGAGCCGAUUUGGGACUGCUGGCCCAGCCCUGAUAAGGGAGCCCCCCUCCCACGACCCCUCUGCAGGCUCACCACCACCACCCCACCCCACCCCCACCCCCCACCAAGGCAGUUUUCCCUUCUUUUGUGUGUGUUUUCUAUGUUCUUAGUCUCUACUCCUAUUCCUGCCGCCUUUGCGGAUCAGGACCAGCUCCCAACCACAGACAGAAAAUGAUACCAUGUACAGCGGCACACCUUGACCAGUUGCUAAUUUUCACUGUUGUGAAAGUGAUUUGAUUUAGAAUUAAAUGGUUUUACAUUACUGCGA
This is a messenger RNA of Myotis lucifugus (little brown bat), 3115 nucleotides long. Its product is annotated as E3 ubiquitin-protein ligase RNF185. Gene Ontology annotation, molecular function: ubiquitin protein ligase activity; metal ion binding; ubiquitin-like protein conjugating enzyme binding. Gene Ontology annotation, biological process: ubiquitin-dependent protein catabolic process. The record is from RefSeq and is a predicted model, not a curated record. Bases 150 to 728 code for a protein of 192 amino acids. NCBI's taxonomy places the organism in Eukaryota, Metazoa, Chordata, Mammalia, Chiroptera, Vespertilionidae. The transcript is spliced from 7 exons. Gene Ontology annotation, cellular component: endoplasmic reticulum.